Cryptomeria japonica (Japanese cedar) is the source of this 1925-nucleotide messenger RNA. RefSeq lists its product as uncharacterized. NCBI's taxonomy places the organism in Eukaryota, Viridiplantae, Streptophyta, Pinopsida, Cupressales, Cupressaceae. The coding region runs from base 220 to 1899 and encodes 559 amino acids. The transcript has a single exon. The record is from RefSeq and is a predicted model, not a curated record. Gene Ontology annotation, molecular function: protein binding.
AUAUGAAAGUGACAGGGAAUCCCUUUGCGUGCAAUUUAGAGGAAGGUCGAGGGAAGCCUCAUGACUGUUAUUAAAAUAGUUCACCUACAAAAACAUUCAUUAAAUUUCACAAAGAAGGGCAAAAAAUCAUCUUUUUGAAGAGGACAGGGACAAUUGUUUUCGUAGAAAAACACAGACCAGAAAACCUGUUUGAAAAAAGUUCUCCAAGAAGAGUUCGCCAUGGAUAGCAGCAAGGUGAUGGAUCCACUCCUCCACCCACCAAGCUAUUCAUCUCUGAACGACUUCUGUUACGACAUUUUAGCUCUCAAAGAGCUGGCACGCCAGGGCUCAUGGCGGACAAUCCUGGAUAAGGUUACACAGGCGCGCAAGCUUUGUCUCCUGCAGAAGCCCCACGAGCAUCUGAUAUACAUGGCCUACAAUGUGCUCGCUAACGCCAAGCUCAGAAGAUAUGGAGAAGCUGCCGAUGAAUUGGACACCCUCGGAAACUUUGAGGAUCCUAAGUACAGGUACGAAUCCCAUGGCUCUUUUUAUCAGGGUAUGUGUGGUUCCAUGAUUCCUUUUUCGUUGAGGUGGCUGCACGCUGAGAUGCCCCACAGGCUCGCUAGCAGGCAGGAAACUAUAGAUCGUUUAUAUGGGUUGCUUGAAUUUGUUGAAAAUAAGAUCACUGCAAUAGAAUUUAAGAUAAAAACGGAUAAGCAUUUGGUCGGAUUGUCAAACGAUAGGCCAGGCUCAGAAACCGUAGAAGAAGUCACCGAAGUCCUAGAAAAAGGUGUUGAAACCCUAGAAACCCUAGGAAGAGGAACCGAAACCAUAGAAAAGGGAUCUGAAAUUCUGGAAACUGUGCAGAAAUGCAAUUCAUCUUCCGUGCCUUUCCCCUUUACAUCCUCAACUGCAGAGAAGGAGGGGGCCGUAGUAGUGAAUCCAGUGGGGAUAAAAGAGGGUGUGUCUCCUGGGGCCUUGGAUUUUGUUCCUAGUUCUCCAAUUCAGCAGGCGGGUUUGGUUUCGGGUGGUUUGGAUUUUGUUGGUGCUACAUCAAUUCAGCAGCAACUGAAUGGCAGCGAAGUUGUUUCUGUGUUUGAGUCACUCAAAUUGGACGAGCCCAGCCAUGUGGAUGUUGGUGCUGGGAAUCUGACAGAUGGGCUGCCUGUGGGACACGAUAGCGGUCAUAGUUUUCGUGAUCAUCAUUCGAAUAGUUUUGAUGAGGAUUUUGGUGACUUUGUGUCUGGCAUGGCAUCCACAGGGUCUACAACUCAAGUUCAGUUAAAAUUUUCAGCUCUGGCAACAAGUCUCAGACGGUGGCAGCGGAGAGAAGAGCUUGUUGUAAACUCAAUUCUGAGGCAUCAUCUUAGUCAGAAAGAUUACGUGACAAGCAUGAAGUGGCUCGAGAGGCUGCUCAAGACAAAGCCAUUGGAUCCCUUCUUGCUCUCAAGGGUUGGUUAUCUUCAGCUGCAGCUGGGUGAUUUGAAUGGUGCAAGGACUAUUUUUUCUAGAAUUGAGGCUAUUGUGGACAAAGGUCAGGUGCCAUUUUCAUCAAGCCCAGAAGUGCUUAAAAAUAUGAUACACCGUAACAAAGCUCUUCAGUAUUUGGUCGAAAAGGAUUAUACAGCAGCGGUCAGAGAGUAUGAAGAAGUGUUGGAUCGAGAUCCAGGUGAUGUUGUUGCCACUAAUAACAAGGCUCUCUGUUUGAUGUAUUCUAGGGAUUUGCUUGGAUCCAUUAAAGUGCUAGAGAAUGCACUUGAGAGGGUGCCUGUUCUUACAUUGAAUGAGAAUGUUGUGUUAAAUAUUUGUAGUAUGUAUGAAUUGGCAUUUGUGAACAAUAUUGAGACCAAGAGAACUCUUAGUUCUUGGAUUGUGCAAAUUGCUCCAGAGGAUUUUGAUUUGUCUUGUACACGACUCUAGGAGAUUAAUUCAAUUUUUUUGAUCAA